Molecule: messenger RNA, 1895 nt
Organism: Brassica rapa (field mustard)
Lineage: Eukaryota; Viridiplantae; Streptophyta; Magnoliopsida; Brassicales; Brassicaceae
Product: beta carbonic anhydrase 3
Biological process (GO): carbon utilization
Molecular function (GO): carbonate dehydratase activity; zinc ion binding
Source: RefSeq, a predicted model, not a curated record
GUCACUAAAACCAAUUCACGAGACUUAAGAUUUUGCAUUACAUUCUUGAAGAAAUAUUACAUGAAUAUUCAUGUAAUGUUAAUGUCAUCUCUAUCUUGACAAUUUGCUAUUGGUGAGGAUAUCCUGCGCUGAUGAUGAGAGUGCAUCUGAGCCUGACUCAUCAUUUUCUAUCAAUUUUGAUAUUAAUUCACGCUUCUGCGUGACAAUUUCUGAUUGGUAUUUGUAUUUUUGGAAAAAGUUUUGUACCAAACAACAAUGAUGAAUUUAUUUUCUAGUUUGCAACCGAUAAUGGUAUAGUUAUUUUCUCGAGUCAUGGGUAGGAAGGGAACUAUUUUACCUAACACAAAAAACUUACCGCAAAUGGAAACGGAACGUGAGGUGGAUAAAAUUUCGAAAGAAGUUUGAAUUUACUUUCUUUUGUUUUGAAAAGAAAAAAGAAUAAUGUUGUGUUAAAAAAAAAGAAGAAUAAUGGACUUGUUGUGGAAUAUUCUUAUCAUAGCUACAGAGAAUGCAUAUUAUCUGUAAACUGAUAAAUGAAUAAGAAUAUAGAACCAUAAGUACGGCAUGUUCAUUGUUUAGUUAUCACCACCUAUAUUAUUCAUGGAUCACCAGUUCGCCCCUAUACUUUUCCAGUAUUUACCAUCAAGUCACUGUAUCUAUAAGAUAUAUUGUUAAAAAAAUAUUAAUCUUCCCGUUUUUGUGGAGGUUUAUCUUUUUCUUCCGUGUAAAGAAAACAAGCUGGGUAGUGGGUACCAAAAAAAAAAUAAGAGAAAAUGUAAGACUUAACCAAAGAGGACAUAGAGUUCUCAGUAGUCUAUAAAUAUACCUAUUCUCAUACUAACAGAGAAAGAGCAUUAAGUGAUAUCACAUUCCUCCAUAAGCUUUUUAUAAAAUCAUCAUCCUCUGCUUUUGAACCCUAAGGAAGGAGACGAAAUGGCCACGGACGCGUACGAAGCCGCCAUCAAAGGACUUAAGGAUCUUCUCAGUAAGAAGACAGAUCUAGGGAACGUGGCCGCGGAGAAGAUCAAAGAGUUGACUCAGGAGCUUAAGGAGCUUGAUUCCAGCAACUCUGACGCCGUUGAACGUAUCAAAUCCGGUUUCACCCAUUUCAAAACUCAGAAAUACUUGAAGGACAGUGCUCGGUUCAAUGAUCUUGCCAAGGGUCAGAGCCCAAAGUUUCUGGUAUUCGCUUGUUCUGAUUCUCGAGUGUGUCCAUCUCACAUCUUGAAUUUCCAACCUGGCGAGGCCUUUGUUGUCAGAAACAUUGCAAACAUGGUUCCACCUUUCGACCAGAAGAGACAUUCUGGCGUUGGUGCCGCCGUUGAAUACGCAGUUGUACAUCUCAAGGUGGAGAACAUUGUGGUGAUAGGCCAUAGCUGUUGCGGUGGGAUUAAGGGUCUCAUGUCCAUUGAAGAUGAUGCUGCACCAACUCAGAGUGACUUCAUAGAAAAUUGGGUGAAGAUUGGUGCAUCAGCAAGGAACAAGAUCAAGGAGGAACAUCAAGACCUCGACUACGAUGAACAAUGUAACAAGUGUGAGAAGGAAGCUGUGAAUGUGUCGCUUGGAAACUUGCUUUCAUACCCCUUUGUGAGAGCUGCAGUGGUGAAGAACACACUUGCAAUAAGAGGAGCUCACUACAAUUUCGUCAAAGGCACAUUUGAUCUCUGGGAGCUCGAUUUCAAGACCACCCCUGCUUAUGCCUUCUCUUGAACAUAACUCUUGUGAGAUCACAAAAGCUUUGACUGCAUCCUUUCUUUCUUUCUCAUGUUGAUUCUGAUCUCAACUUCUCUUGGUUUGUUUCUUAUUUUCAAUCUUGCAACUUUGCUGCUUCUGUCUCAAAGAGCUGUAAACAAUAAUACUCUGAAAAACCUUUGAAUCUUAUUUAUUUUAUCUAA